AUGGGAAGAGACUUUGGAGAAGAGGGACGGCAGCCUCAGUGCAAAGACAGCGUGGCUCAGAUUCAUGUGGAUGAAGACAGCGAGUUAAGAGAGCCAAACGUUUUUCUCCAGCAAGGAGCCGCAGCCACACAGGGAACUUUGUCUGAGCAUCAUACACAGUCCUCCAGCGCCUCUCUGGUGACCCUACUGCAGGCAGCCAGGAACCCAGGCAGCAGCGAUACGUUCUCCUUUAUGGUUGAUGAAACAAUAAUGAACCCUAUAGUUUACAUUACUGGACGCUCCAUCAGUUUCACUCUCACCAGCCCCACAGGUGAAUCUGAGCAAAGCACAAACUCAAAAGGAUCAUUGAUCAUUACAUCCCAGUUAGUCGGAAACUUCCAGACUCUGCAGCUUGAUAAACAAGUCGGACUGUGGACAAUGAAUAUGGUGUCGACUAAUCCGUACACUCUGAAGGUCAUAGGUCAGAGUCCCUUUGACUUCCUGUUUGACUUUGUGGAGGCCUCUCGGGGCCCGUUCCCAGGAUAUGAUGCUCUUGACACACGUCCCAGAGCGGGUGUCAACGGUAGCUUGUUGGUGUCUUUAACGGGGAGUGACUCUGCCACGGUGACAGAAGUUGCUCUGGUUGAAUCGUCGGGGUCGGGGGAGAUUAAAGGCGUCGUGGAGUCGCAGGGGAGCGGGAACUUCUUAGUUCUUGUCGACAGGAUCCCAUCAGAGGAAUUUGUGGUGCGGGUUAAAGGGAAUAAUGGACCAACAGUCUUCAUAAGGCAGUCAUCAACCAACUUCAGAGCCUCUAAUCUGACGAUCACUGCUGAUUCAAGUAGCAUCCUGGAACCAGGAACCCCUUUCUCUGUGCCCUUCUCAGUGAUGAGCCACGAAAUAGAGGGAAACAUUUCCAUCCGAGCCACUAACAACCGAGGUUUUGACUUAGCGUCUCCAACCAGUUUGUUCCUGGAAGCUGGAAACAGAGCCAACGACACGGUGACCCUCUCCGCUCCUCUGAACACCCCCUCUGGGACCGACGUCACCCUGACCAUCGAGGCCGAGGCUCCGGGGGGCCAAGACACAAACUAUGUGGUGAUGCGUUUCUCUGUCUUUAACACGGUGACUGAUUUCGCUCCGCCGGUGUGUACGCUGCUGAGCCUGCAGUACAACUGCUCUGAUUCCUGCAGCUCGUUGAUGUGGGAGCUCUCUGUCCAGGUGACUGAUGGGGAAGGAGGCUCAGGUGUUGACAGUGUUACUCUCAGACAGGGCAACGGGACUUUGAACACUAGCCUGGCUGCUGGAAAUGAAAAAAUAACACUGGUUUCCUACAAUGCUUCUUGUUGUUCGCCUAAUGUGGAGCUGGUGGUUGUGGACAAAGUGGGAAAUGUCGACAUCUGUUUUUACGCUAAUUCUCUGUCCACCAAAGUGACUCAGGGGUCUCUUUGUCUAAUCGUAGUGGUGUUAGGGCAAAUAAUGAAAGCUGCAAUAAUCUAGGUUUCUACAAACACUCAAUCAAUUGACUCUAUAUUAUCCUGCAGUGUCGUUUAUUUUCAACAUCAGAGUUUGGAGCAAUAAACUGGUUUUGGUUAUCACAGAGUUAAACCCAGUGUUCCCUAAAGUUGCAAACUUACCCAAACCAGAAGCUAACUGUUAGCUUAGUGUAGCAACACAAAGUAAGUGAUAAAGUGAAAUAUGUGGCAAACACACUUAUAUUUAGGAGUUUGUGGAGACCAAAAAACAGACAAAAGAAAAACAUGUUUCAGGUGGUUUGAUGACCUUGUUUCAGAUUGAUGUGUUAAAGGCUAGAUAUUGUCAACACUUAGGGGAGAAGGGGGUAAAUUGAGCCAGUGGGUAAGUUGAACCACCCCCUGUAACCAGGCAACGCCUUAUAGUUGUGAUCAAGUGACCAGGAAUUAUGCAAGCUCCACCCAUUUCUCAUUGCCUGUGAAAGAGAGAUACUCAUUG
Notothenia coriiceps (black rockcod) is the source of this 1947-nucleotide messenger RNA. RefSeq lists its product as uncharacterized. The transcript is spliced from 8 exons. The record is from RefSeq and is a predicted model, not a curated record. NCBI's taxonomy places the organism in Eukaryota, Metazoa, Chordata, Actinopteri, Perciformes, Nototheniidae. Bases 1 to 1476 code for a protein of 491 amino acids.